This is a messenger RNA of Puccinia graminis f. sp. tritici CRL 75-36-700-3, 216 nucleotides long. RefSeq lists its product as uncharacterized. Lineage: Eukaryota; Fungi; Basidiomycota; Pucciniomycetes; Pucciniales; Pucciniaceae. The record is from RefSeq and is a predicted model, not a curated record. The transcript has 2 exons. Bases 46 to 216 code for a protein of 56 amino acids.
UAGUCUUGCUGCUGGCUUCGCUUGACUCGUUCCAUCGAACAGGGGAUGAACUGUCUUGAGGCCGACCAGAAAUCGAGCCUUGAAUCGGCCCUCAGAGGCUUGCUGCAUAGCGGUAGACUCUCCGCUACUGGUGCCAACGGACUCCACUCUCCUAAUCUCAUGAAGCCAAGAUCAAUAUCAAUAUUUCUCCUGACUAACACUGACAAGGCCGCCUGA